Molecule: messenger RNA, 2184 nt
Organism: Theobroma umbraticum
Lineage: Eukaryota; Viridiplantae; Streptophyta; Magnoliopsida; Malvales; Malvaceae
Product: beta-amyrin synthase-like
Biological process (GO): triterpenoid biosynthetic process
Cellular component (GO): lipid droplet
Molecular function (GO): beta-amyrin synthase activity
Source: RefSeq, a predicted model, not a curated record
AUGUGGAAGCUGGAGAUAGCGGAAGGCGUCGGUCCGUGGCUCUUUUCUACGAACAAAUUUAUUGGCAGACAGGUUUGGAAAUUCGACGCUGCUUCCGGGACGUUAGAGGAACGAGCUCUAAUUGAAAACUUCCGACAAAAUUUCUCCUUACAUCGACAUCAUGUUAAAGCAAGUAGCGACAUGCUUAAGAAUUUUCAGCUCAUGCAAGAUAACCAGGUAGAUCUAAACAUAGCACCAGUGAGAUUGGAAGACAAUGAAGAAGUGACUCGUGAAAAAGUCACGACUGCUUUGAGGAAAGCUGUUCGAUUCACUUCAGCUACACAAGCAUGGGAUGGACAUUGGCCCUCGGAAAAUUCAGGGCCAUUGUUUUCCUUACCCCCUCUGGUUAUGGUCUUGUACCUUACUGGAACACUUGAUACCGUUCUAUCUUCUGAACACAAAAGGGAAGUUCUUCGCUACAUUUACAAUCAUCAAAAUAGAGAUGGAGGAUGGGGUUUCCACGUAGAGGGACACAGCACCAUGUUGACCACGAUUCUAAAUUACAUUGCCCUUCGUUUGCUUGGAGAAGGAACUGAAGGUGGCAAAGAUGGGGCUGUCGAGAAGGCUAGAAAUUGGAUAGUCGAUCACGGGGGUGCAACGAUGAUACCCUCAUUGGGAAAGGCUUAUCUUUCGGUACUAGGAUUAUGUGAAUGGUCAGGGUGCAAUCCAAUGCCCCCAGAAUUAUGGCUUCUCCCUUCAUAUUUUCCUUUCAGUCCAGCGAGGCUAUGGUCUUUCAUGCGCAACUUUUAUGCACCUAUGUCUUACUUGUAUGGAAAGAAAUUUGUCGGGCCAAUCACUGAGCUUAUUUUAUCAUUGAGAGAUGAAAUUUACAUCCAACCAUAUGAAAAGAUAGAUUGGAAUAAAGCACGCCAUUCCUGUUUAAAGGAAGAUGUAUAUCGCCCUUAUCCCAUGGUGCAAAUUCUGCUUUGGGACACUCUUUAUUACAUUGCCGAGCCACUUUUAAAAUGCUGGCCCUUCUCCAAGCUAAGAGAGAAAGCUCUACAGAUAGCAACAAAGCUCAUCCAUUAUGAGGAUGAGAACACUCGAUACAUAACUCAAGGAGGUACACAGAAGGUUUUGCAUAUGAUGGCCUGUUGGGCAGAGGAUCCAACUUCAGAUUCAAUAAAAUUUCACCUGGCCAGAGUUCCUGAUUACUUGUGGGUAGCUGAAGAUGGAAUGAAAAUGCAGUUAAACGGUGGUAGCCAAUUGUGGGAUACCGUUUUAACUACCCAAGCAAUCAUCUCAAGUAAUCUAACGAAUGAAUAUGCGUCUACUCUCAGAAACGCUCAUGAGUUCAUAAAACAGUCACAGCUUCAAGAAAAUGCAUCAGGAGACUUCCAAAGUAUGCAUCGCCACAUGUCUAAAGGAGCUUGGACUUUCUCCGUUCAAGAUGAUGGAUGGCAAACCUUAGACUGCACAGCUGAAGCUCUGAAGCCGAUACUCUUACUCUCACAAUUACCGCCAGAAAUUGUAGGUGAAACAGUUGAAGUAGAACGACUAUAUGAUGCUGUGAAUGUCCUCUUGUCGUUGCAGAGCAUAAAUGGUGGUUUUACUGGUUGGGAGCCAGUAAGAGGACCACAAUGGCUGGAGAAGCUAAAUCCAACAGAACUUUUUGCUGCAGCAGCGAUUGAGCGGGAGUAUGCUGAAUGCACUUCAUCGGCCAUCCAAGCUCUUGUGUUGUUCUCCCAGUUAUGUCCUGGAUAUCGAAAGGAAGACAUAGAAACUUCUGUGGCUAAUGCAGUGCAAUUUCUAGAAGGUUCACAGAUGGAAGAUGGUUCUUGGUAUGGCAGCUGGGCAAUUUGCUAUACAUAUGGCACAUGUUUUGCUUUAGCAGGGCUGGCUGCUGUUGGGAAGACUUGUCGCAACAGCCAAAUUGUCCGUAAAGCUUGUCGAUUUUUGCUUUCAAAACAGCAAGAGUCUGGUGGAUGGGGAGAAAGCUAUCUAUCAUGCCCCAAUUUGGAAUAUGAACAUCUAGCAGAAGGAAACUGCUCAAAUCUAGUUCAAACUUCAUGGGCGAUGAUGGGUCUGAUUCAUGCUGGACAGGCUGAGUUGGAUCCGCAACCUUUGCACAAAGCAGCAAGACUAUUGAUCAACUCACAGAUGGAAAGUGGUGAAUUUCCUCAACAGGUCUUAAUAGAGAGUUAA